This is a messenger RNA of Falco peregrinus (peregrine falcon), 1100 nucleotides long. It is a transcript of the gene FOXH1, whose product is annotated as forkhead box H1. The transcript has 3 exons. Lineage: Eukaryota; Metazoa; Chordata; Aves; Falconiformes; Falconidae. Gene Ontology annotation, molecular function: DNA-binding transcription factor activity; sequence-specific DNA binding. Gene Ontology annotation, biological process: regulation of DNA-templated transcription. The coding region runs from base 1 to 978 and encodes 325 amino acids. The record is from RefSeq and is a predicted model, not a curated record.
AUGCCGCCGGUGCCGCCCGUGCGGCCGCGCUCGGGGCCGGGGUCCCGGGGCCGGCAGCGGUACCGGCGGCACCCCAAGCCCCCCUACUCCUACCUGGCGCUCAUUGCCCUCGUCAUCCGCGCCGCCCCCGGCCGCCGCCUCAAGCUCGCCCAGAUCAUCCAGGAGAUCGGCAGCCUCUUCCCCUUCUUCGGGGGGGGCUACCAGGGCUGGAAGGACUCCAUCCGCCACAACCUCUCCUCCAACCCCUGCUUCGCCAAGGUGCUGAAGGACCCGGCCAAGCCCAAGGCCAAGGGCAACUACUGGACGGUGGACGUGAGCCGCAUCCCCCCCGACGCCCUCAAGCUGCAGAACACGGCGGUGGCGCGGGGGGGGGCGGCCGCUUUCGCGCGGGACCUGGCCCCCUUCGUCCUACGGGGCUGCCCCUACCCCCCCGAGCCCCCCUCCAGCCCCCCCGCCGGCCCCCAGCGCCCCCUCAGCCCCCCGGGACCCCUCCAGCACCGCUCCAUCUUCUCCAUCGCGUCCCUGCUCCAGGACUUCCCGCAGGGGGGAGGGCACAACUUGGGAAAGUUGGGGACCCCCCCCGGCAGCCCCGCGGGACCCCCCCCGCGGCCGGUUUGUGGGGGUCGACGCCCAUCCUCCACCUCGCCGCCCCCCCCCAGUGUGGGCAGUUGGGGGCCUCCAGUGGUGUCCCUAGUUCUGACCCUGCGGGGGGGGGGCUGCGCUCCCCCCCUGGCCUGGGGGCAGCUGCCCACGUCCUACAGCACCGCCGUGGCCCCCAACGCCGUGGCCCCCCCGAGCGGUCCCCCCUUCCUCGCCCUGCGCUGGGGGGUGUUGCCCCCCCGUCCCCCGGUGCCCCCUGGGCCUCCUCUGGGGUCUGAGCCCGAGGGGGGGGCGCAGGCCAUGCCCCCCAACAAGAGCAUCUUUGAUGUGUGGCUGAGCCACCCCGGGGACAUCGUGCACCCCGCGUUGCAUGGCUAGCACCCCCCGCCCUGAGACUGAGGGGGCUCCCGGGGGCACGGGAGCAAACCCCCCCCUCCCCCGCACCCAUUCGGACACCUCAGCACCCAAAGCAGGCCCGGCACCCAUGCACCCACCCUGUA